Messenger RNA from Fusarium falciforme, 2370 nucleotides. RefSeq lists its product as hypothetical. The record is from RefSeq and is a predicted model, not a curated record. NCBI's taxonomy places the organism in Eukaryota, Fungi, Ascomycota, Sordariomycetes, Hypocreales, Nectriaceae. The transcript is spliced from 6 exons. Bases 1 to 2370 code for a protein of 789 amino acids.
AUGGAAUUUGUUGGUGUUGUGGCGAGCGGUAUCACGAUUUGGGAUCUGGUUGUGAGAGCCAAGCACUUUUGCGACAAAGUGAAAUGCGCACCUGACAAAUGGAUACGAUACUGCCAGGAACUUGAGAACCUAGCCCAUGUCCAGGUCGUUCUAAACGACAUGGUCAACACUUCUGAUGCCAUCAAAAGACGAAAAAUCGAGGUUGAGGGGGGCGAACCUGAGUUUUUGGUCAAGUUUAUGGCUGACAGAAUUGAGACCAUUCGCAAAGAGGCAGAGGGUAUCCUUGACCGGUAUGACCGACUAAAGAAGCAAAGCCACAGGAGUCGCAAGGCGAGGGUUUGGAAGUGGUUCGGACUCAACAUGACGGCCUACAAGUUCGUUUUGGACGAUCAAGACAUUCAUCACUUGAUUGAGGCGGUCGAACAUGCUAAGACGUGCUUGCAAUCGUUACUCUGCCUUCUUCAUUUGGAGAGCUUGGACUAUUGGCAGCAACAAACACAAAAUGACCUCAGGAGCAUCCAUGGAAACAUGAGAAAGCAUGCUGAGGCAUUGGAAACACUUCACAAAGACAAGAAUCUGGGUCAAUUAACGCUGCAAAUUGUCCAGGAAGAGGGUCCUCUGUCCUAUGACCAAACACAAAAUAGGUCUUCUCUGAGCCUUCGUUCAUCGAUAAGGGAGUCGAUGGGUAGUUCAAAGAUCGGCCAAAAACUCAAAAAGGGGCGAAAAAAGGCGAAGAAUCUCUUUUCUACUAUCUCCAGCACUUCCAAGAUAGGCCAUGGCCGAGCACACUCCUACGCUGGGCCCGCAAAAGCAACAGGCAAGAAAGCGGAAGAGACUAAAUACGAGCAUGGAUUAGAGGCGCACGCCGACAUGCACGAUCCGGAAUAUGAGCAUCCAAACUCCGACACAGAUGACGAGGCCGUUGAUGAUGACCAAUUCUCAUCCCUUGGAUGUUCAGGAACGAUGACUCAAGGAAGAGAUCCAGAGCUGGAAUACGAUCUUAUCUACCGCGAUAAUAAGCUACUGACGAUUGAUACCAACACUGAAGAGUACAAAGCCCUCGUCAGUGGGAAUCGCGGCGCGACACGACAUCCGACAACCAUCCGACUUCAUGAUGCCUUCAAGCCUAUGUCUGACGAGGAGUGGACAAGCUGCGUUGAGUCUAACCCUGGACAGCUCGCUGCCAUUCUCUCUUCAACCGUCUGUUCUGAUACCGAAACAGUCGAUGGGGAAAUACUUGAAGAGACCUGCGGAGGAAAUCUUGAACCAGCGGAUGAAGAAGGGUUAGAACUCACUGACAAGGGGGCUAUUGAAGCUAGCCCCGAAGAAAGGCCUCAAGUCAUCAAGGAAACCACGCUUGGCAAUCCAGAUGAAAGAACUGUCGACAACACCAGAAAUACAACCCCUAAGAUUCCGGACGGGGGAGUACCUGAAGCCACUAAUGGUGAAGACCCCGAGGCUGUCAAUGAUCGAGCCGAACCCACCGGUGAAUCAACGGUUGUGGACAUUAACAUGUGUCCUCCUGAUGCCACCAAUAAAAAAAGAGUUGGAGCUCAGGACGAAGGAGCGUCUAAGAUCACCGAAGAAGUGAAUCCGGAUGCCACCUAUGAAGCAAGUGUCGAAGUUGCUGCUAUCGAAACGGUUAGAGGUAUCAGCGAAUCAACGAUUGAAGCCACCAACAAGACCGCUAGCGACGGACGUCCUGAGGACAUCGAUGAGAUAACUUUUGAUCCUAUCGACGAGGCAACUCUCAAGGCUACUGAUGAGGAGGGGUCCGAGGUCACAGGUGAUGUGACUCUUAUCACGAUCGACUUUGAAAGACGAAGUGUUGCAUUCGUUGAUGCCACGGUCGACUUAGAUGACGUUUCGGAUACGGAGGAGGAGACCUUUCCUUCCCAUCCUGCGCAAGAUGACGAUACGCGAGCUUUUGUUUUGAUCAAAGGCAUCAACGACGAUUCCGACGGCGACGAUGUUCCAGCCGAAGUUCCAUUCGACGUUUUAGUCGAGUUUCUGAAACUAAUCGACAAGUACAGCCUUCAAGAACCUUAUCUAACGCGUAGCAGAAGCUGGACGAAUGCCCUGCUACCGAGUAUCCCAACUACUCUAGAUCAAGACGCCAUAGCCUGGCUGUGGGUUCUGUGGCGACUGAGGAUUAGGGGCGAGUUCAAGAAGUUGUCGGGUAUCGUACAGAAGCAAGCCGAAUGCCGCAUCGACGAAGACACAAACGUAUAUGGAAUUGAGCUACCGGAGUGCAUCGUCGAAGCCAUAGACCGGAGAAGAGUUUCAGCACUGUGCACAGUUCGGGAUCGCGUCGGCUCCAUAAUCGAACAGUAUCGGCAGGACAAUGACGAUUGGAUAUUUGAUAAUUGA